AUGUCAACAAGAACCAAGAAACUAACAACGUGGAUCCAAUAUAUACCAACAAGUACAGAGGAACAACAACAUAGAGCGACAAUCACCAACAAGUACAGAGGAAUAACAACAAAGAGCGACAAUCACCAACAAGUACAGAAGAACAACAACAAAGAGCGACAAUCACCAACAAGUACAGAGGAACAACAACAAAGAGCGAAAAUCACAAAAAAAGUACAGAGGAAUAACAACAAAGAGCGACAAUCACAAACAAGUACAGAGGAACAACAUCAAAGAGCGAAAAUCACAAAAAAAGUACAGAGGAAUAACAACAAAGAGCGAAAAUCACAAACAAGUACAGAGGAACAACAACAUAGAGCGACAAUCACCAACAAGUACAGAGGAACAACAACAAAGAGCAAAAAUCACCAACAAGUACAGAGGAACAACAACAAAGAGCGAAAAUCACCAACAAGUACAGAGGAACAACAACAAAGGGCGAAAAUCACCAACAAGUACAGAGGAACAACAACAAAGGGCGAAAAUCACCAACAAGUACAGAGGAAUAACAACAUAGAGCGACAAUCACCAACAAGUACAGAGGAACAACAACAAAGGGCGAAAAUCACCAACAAGUACAGAGGAACAACAACAAAGGGCGACAAUCACCAACAAGUACAGUGGAACAACAACAAAGAGCGACAAUCACAAACAAGUACAGAGGAACAACAACAAAGAGCAAAAAUCACCAUCAAGCACAGAGGAACAACAACAAAGGGCGAAAAUCACCAACAAGUACAGAGGAACAACAACAAAGAGCAAAAAUCACCAACAAGUACAGAGCAACAACAACAAAGGGCGACAAUCACCAACAAGUACAGAGGAAUAACAACAUAG
This is a messenger RNA of Ylistrum balloti, 876 nucleotides long. RefSeq lists its product as uncharacterized. Lineage: Eukaryota; Metazoa; Mollusca; Bivalvia; Pectinida; Pectinidae. Bases 1 to 876 code for a protein of 291 amino acids. The record is from RefSeq and is a predicted model, not a curated record. The transcript has a single exon.